UUAUAAUGCAGUUUGCUGUCUAAAAUCUGUGCGUCUUCAAACAUGGUGUUUUUCAGCCGGUUUUACAGCAGUAUAGCAACUGACAGCAGUAGAGAGUUAGAUUGUGUUACAUGGUAUGUGUCAGUGUUUGAAAUGGGUAAACAUAGAGAUUGUAGCAGCUAGUGUAAGCGGGUCACGGUUAGGGGGACGGCAUUUCCUUUCGGAGGAAAAACAAAGGGCUGUAUCUGUGUUCAGUAAUGCACAGCUCAAGGGCAAAAGCAGCCGCGCAGUCUGAAUUGGGCACAUUGCUCUGCCAGUGAUGUUAAUAUCGGAAAGCGGAGGGGAAUAUAUCCUGUUUAUAAUGCAAGGCAAAAGGCCACCCUGGCUGAGGCUGAAUUACCAUGCAAGGGGAGUGAAAUGUGGAAUGGGCGCCUGUUGGAGUAACAGGGGGUUUAAAAAAAAAAAAAAAAUAAAAAGAGGGAACCGGUGUUGCAUUCUCGUUCCUAAUGCUAAAGUCCGGUACUGAUUUAGAAGGCCGUGUAACCUGAAUUAGUUGAUGAAUUUUCUAUCGAUCCUAAACAAGCCAGAUUUAUCUCUGACACGGUGCUGCUGCUGGGUGGCGGCGCAGCAGCCGGCCAGGCCACUCACCCACUCCCCGUUAUUAGUGAUUUAAAAAGAAGAGAGAGAAAAAAGAAAAAGCUUUGGCAAGCACGUCCCUACACACACACACACACACACCCCCUACAUAUAUACACAGAGGGUGGUGCAGGCGCCACUUUAAAUCCCCCCAAGCACUUUCUUUCUGCUGCUUCUUUUUUCUGUUUGCUUUAUUUUUUUUCUUUUUGAAGUUCCAGCCAGACGCGUAACAGGGGGAAGGGGUUCGUUUGCAAUAAGGGAGGACUUAUCAUCUCUACUGUACUCUGUUGCUCGUGUGUGUCCCUGCGCGCGCCUUCCUCAGUGCGGCUUCAGCUCAGGCGGAAUGUAGUCUACUUUGUGCGUGUCAGACGCGCUUUGUUAUUGUUGUGAUUCUCUGGCUGCUUAGGACGGCAUGCGUGCCGACGUGUGGUGGAGAGAUACACAGAGAGCGAACGGGGCCCGGGGAGGGGGAGAGGGGACGUAUUGUAGCACUGUGAAUGCACACAAACUGUGGCCAUAUGAUGAUGCGCGUGCGGGGUCCGUGUAUAUGCUUAAUCCCAUUUCCUUAUCCGGGGUUCGUCCUGGAGGCGCGCCAUUGGCCGGCUGCCGUCACGUGGUUUCUUAACUUUGUUCACUUGACAGAAAAGUAGGAGGGUUCAACGGAACAGGAAUAACCGAAGAGUAAAGGGAUGAGAUAUAAAUUUUAGUUAUAUAUUUUCCGAGUAGGUGCAAUUCCACAAAAAGACUGAAAUUAAUGGCCAUGAGCUCCUAUUUGAUCAACUCCAACUAUGUGGACCCGAAGUUCCCACCGUGCGAGGAAUACUCACAGAGCGACUAUCUGCCCAGCCACUCUCCGGACUAUUACAGCGCCCAGAGGCAGGAGCCUGCUGCCUUUCAGCCGGACUCUCUCUACCACCACCAUCAACACCACCCACAACACCAGAACCACCACCAGCAGCGAGGCGAGCCGCCGUACACGCCGUGCCAGCGUCCAGGGCAGCCAGCCUCGGUGGUGAUGUCCCCUCGGGGUCACGUCCUCCCCCCGACCGGGCUGCAGACUCCCCCAGUCCCGGAGCUGAGCCAGCGCUGCGACUCGGUGACACCCAGCCCGCCUCCGCCUGCGUCUUGCGGCCAAAGCACUUCGUCCCCCACGAGCACUCGUAAGGACCCCGUAGUCUACCCGUGGAUGAAGAAAGUCCAUGUAAACAUCGUGAGUUCAAACUACACAGGUGGCGAGCCGAAGCGCUCGCGGACGGCCUACACGCGCCAGCAGGUCCUGGAGCUCGAGAAGGAGUUCCACUACAACCGGUACCUGACGCGCAGGCGCAGGGUGGAGAUCGCGCACACGCUGUGCCUGUCAGAGCGGCAGAUCAAGAUCUGGUUCCAGAACCGGAGGAUGAAGUGGAAGAAGGACCACAAGCUGCCCAACACCAAGGUCCGCUCCGGGACAAACAGCAACACAAACUCCCAAGCUCUAACUGGCUCCCAGAACCACACCGGGCCCCUAUAGCCCGGUUAUUUGGCUCUUUGUCUGAUUUUUGCCCUCCCUGGUUCCCAAACUGAACGCCAAAGCGGCAGCCACGCUUGUAACCACCGGAGCCUGCACUUUGGACCGGAAUAACGCCUUUACUCUGGAGGAAGGGAGGGAGGGAGGGAGGGAUGCCAUUGCCGCCUGUUCGGUCCUGAUGCUGAUGUUACACACUAAUAUGACGUGAUGACGUGGGAGGGGGUGAAGGGGGAGAUUUCCCAUUCAUAAAAAAUGAAAUGAACAAAAGUAGGCGAAGGAGACUGAACGAACUGAGAAAACGAUGCGGCCGCUUUUUUGCUUUUGUCCCCCAUGCAGUCUCUGCCCUUCUCCGUCUCUCCCUGCUUUUUAUAUUUCUGUGUUUUUAUACUCCUCUCCCUCUCGCUUCCUCUCUAUGACAGAUCAUAAGAUGGUAUAGGCUGAGGAUAAUGUGCCCGCGUGCGUGUGGUUUCUUUUUUUUCCCACUGAGACUAGUUUUUUUGUGUGUUGAAGAUGGAUCCUGGUUUUCAUCUUUAAUCAUGCCAAACUCGGGCCCCAUUUGUCAUUGUUUACUCUGCGGGUACAAAGCAAAGGGGUGAACCGCGGCUCUGCCCAUUACCCCCUUG
This is a messenger RNA of Perca fluviatilis (European perch), 2745 nucleotides long. RefSeq names its product homeobox B4a (gene hoxb4a). The coding region runs from base 1370 to 2125 and encodes 251 amino acids. Gene Ontology annotation, biological process: regulation of transcription by RNA polymerase II; anterior/posterior pattern specification; embryonic skeletal system morphogenesis. Gene Ontology annotation, molecular function: RNA polymerase II cis-regulatory region sequence-specific DNA binding; DNA-binding transcription factor activity, RNA polymerase II-specific. Gene Ontology annotation, cellular component: nucleus. The transcript has 2 exons. The record is from RefSeq and is a predicted model, not a curated record. Lineage: Eukaryota; Metazoa; Chordata; Actinopteri; Perciformes; Percidae.